AUGGUGUUAGCAGAAUUAGGGGGGUGCAUAUCUAAUGCUCUUCGGAAACUAAAUAAUUCAAGUGUGAUCGAUAAGAAGGAACUCGGUAAAUGCUUGAAUGAGAUCACUCAUGCUCUUCGCGAUGCUGAUGUUAACUUCGAGUUUAUCAAUCGCCACAUUAACAAUAUUAAGAACAAUAUCAAUUUUGAUCAUCUUUCUGAGGGUCUUAAUAAGCGCAAAAUUAUAGAACAGGCGGUAUUCAAUGAGUUAUGUAGUUUGUUGAAUUCGGAGAAGCCAUCUUUUACUCCGAGGAAAGGCAAACCAAGUAUUGUUAUGUUUGUUGGUCUGCAAGGGUCCGGAAAGACGACUACAUGUACAAAAUAUGCCCGUCAUCAUAAGAAAAAUGGUUGGAAUCCAGCUCUUAUUUGUGCUGAUACUUUUCGAGCCGGUGCUUUUGAUCAGUUGAAGCAAAACGCAACUAAGGCUAAAAUUCCCUUGUAUGGAAGUAAUGAUUAUGCAUUGACAAGUGGUGAAAUUGGUAACAGUUACACGGAAUUAGAUCCCGUGAAAGUUGCAGUUGAAGGUGUGGAAAGGUUGAAAAAGGAAGUUUAUGAUCUGAUUAUAAUUGAUACAAGUGGACGACACAAACAAGAGGCUUCUCUAUUCGAAGAAAUGCGUCAGCUUGAACAGGCAACGAAACCAGAUGUAGUGAUAUUUGUCAUGGAUAGUAGCAUUGGUCAAUCUGCAUUUGACCAAGCACAAGCCUUUAAGCAAAGUGUUGAUGUAGGAGCCGUGAUUAUUACUAAACUGGAUGGUCACGCUAAGGGAGGUGGUGCUCUUAGUGCCGUGGCUGCCACCGACAGUCCUGUCAUAUUCAUCGGGACAGGGGAACACAUGGAUGACUUUGAGGAGUUCAACACCCAAUCAUUUGUUUUACGCCUUUUAGGUAUGAGUGACUUGCCAGGGUUUAUGAAAAAGAUAAAUGGAGUGGUUAUUAGCAAGGAUGAGAAAUCGAAGCAGGCUCAAGAUUUAUCCAAGGGGAAGUUUACAUUUAGAAUGAUGUAUGAGCAGUUGCAGAAUAUCCUCAACAUGGGUCCUAUGUCUCCGCUUUUAUCAAUGCUUCCUGGAUUCAAAUCUGAUUUCAUGCCCAAAACUAAAGAAAAGGAUGCCCAGGCUAAGAUUAAGCGCUAUAUGACCAUUUUGGAUUCAAUGACAAAUAAAGAGUUAGAUUGUAAAAAGGAUAUGUGCAAGUCACGAAUCAUGCGGGUUGCACGUGGAGUUGGGCUUCAAGUUAAAGAAGUUACGAAGUUACUGGAAGAGUACAAACGCCUUGCUAAGAUGUUUAGCAAAGUCAAAACUCUUAACACUCCGCAUAUGUUGAAGCGGAUGGGUGGUUUACAAGGCUUGAUGAAAACUUUACAAACUUAGUUUAUAUUCGAGUAAAUUGAUACACUAGUAUAUGAACUAUCAUUCUCUAAUUAAGUUUUUUUUUUUUUUUUUUGGCAAUAACCAUUACUAUUGUUGGUAUUUUAUGAAUUACCAUCGAGUAUAAUUUUUAGGAUUGUUUUGGAAAUGAUUUUCAAGACUUUGUAGUGUAAAUCUAUUACAUUUUGAUCCAUCUAGUUACUUUGGUUUGUGAUUCAUAAGGAAAAUACACGCGCGUAAUUGUAAGUACUAACAAUAUUAGUAUUAUAGGCCUUAAUUGUAAGUAAUACAAGUAGUAUUAUUAUAGUAUCAUAAAGGGUCUUAAUUGUAUGUAACAAGAUCUAAAGAGUUAGGUCAACCCGCUCAGAUGAGAACAUUAAACAAUACAUAAUAAUAAACAACAAAAGUUCUCAAAAAAAAAAAAAAAAAAAAAA
Messenger RNA from Chenopodium quinoa (quinoa), 1838 nucleotides. RefSeq names its product signal recognition particle 54 kDa protein 2-like. Gene Ontology annotation, biological process: SRP-dependent cotranslational protein targeting to membrane, translocation; SRP-dependent cotranslational protein targeting to membrane. The record is from RefSeq and is a predicted model, not a curated record. The transcript has 6 exons. Gene Ontology annotation, molecular function: GTPase activity; ATP hydrolysis activity; 7S RNA binding. Gene Ontology annotation, cellular component: signal recognition particle, endoplasmic reticulum targeting; cytosol. The coding region runs from base 1 to 1407 and encodes 468 amino acids. NCBI's taxonomy places the organism in Eukaryota, Viridiplantae, Streptophyta, Magnoliopsida, Caryophyllales, Amaranthaceae.